GGAAGCUUCCCUAGGAUUGGAGGAAGAAGGGCAAUCACAUGUUGGUCGACCAAGAUGGUCAAACAACUGAGAUUGACGACUUCCCUGACGAUGGGGAAGACACAGAGCAGUAUGGGGCUGGCGAGACUUUGGACGGGGGAGUCGGUCGUAGCACCCAUCAAAGAAAAGGCUUGGGGGACCGGGAAGCAGAAGGUAGGCCAGUCCAAGGGUCAAGGCGACCAAGGAACACCCGCAUGGGUAAAACUUGGUUUAGACUACGAGGUGGGCACCCGACUACAGAUGACAUCAGGAAAUCACCCUGAGUCAAAUGGCCAGGAGGAACAGAUGAACCGAGUAGUGCAGCACCUGCUACGGCAUUACAUCAAGCCAAGUCAGGAUGACUGGGACGAGAAAUUGGCUCUCGGCGCCAGCCUGUACAGCAGUGUUGUGCAUAGCACUACUUGCAUGACUCCCAACCAACUGCAUCGUGGUUGGAAGCCAAGGUCCGCCUUAAAUGUUCUACUACCCGAGACUCAGCCAUCUGCAGCACCUGGCAGCAUAGAGUUUGCUGUCAAGUAUGAACAGAUGCUGCAACAUGUAGGACACAUUAAGAAAGCGCAAGAUGCUAUGGUGGCUUCUGAGAACAAGCACAGACGGGCAUCUGAACUGGGCCAAGAAUUCGGAAUCUCCCGAAAACUAAUGCCGCAGUAUUUCGUCGGCCUGCUGGAGCCAGUGCGGAAGGCAUGCCGGGAGCUCACUCAGAAUAUUGACUUAAAUCUGUACGCGAAGCCAAGGAAUGAGGACGGAGCUGUGCAAAUGCGGAACAUUCUUGAUGCCGUUCAAAGCAGCUCAAAGCAUGCGACGCCUGUAGUGGGGGUGCUCACAAAGGAGGCAGUGGAAGGUGCAGUAAUGGAGAAGUGGUCGGAGGUUCUGAAGAAAUCCAGUUUCCAAACCACCGAUGUUGCAAGUGGUUUCACUGAGGUCUUCAGUGUAAAAGAUGAGACGGAGGUACCCAGGUUGAACUUGCAGGACAACAAGGUCCUAAACAUUCGCGGACAGCUCGUGGCAGAAGCCAAGUCUAGAAAGGACGACUAUCGACAAUUUCGCGAUCUCGCUCUCCAACGAGAGCAGAUGACUGCUUAAGUGAAAGGUACGUACGCUUCCGUAGUAAAGUAAGAACCGAUUG
Messenger RNA from Chara braunii, 1165 nucleotides. The record is from the annotation of a GenBank genome assembly. Lineage: Eukaryota; Viridiplantae; Streptophyta; Charophyceae; Charales; Characeae.